Jatropha curcas is the source of this 1011-nucleotide messenger RNA. It is a transcript of the gene YAB5, whose product is annotated as plant-specific transcription factor YABBY family protein. The record is from RefSeq and is a predicted model, not a curated record. Lineage: Eukaryota; Viridiplantae; Streptophyta; Magnoliopsida; Malpighiales; Euphorbiaceae. Gene Ontology annotation, biological process: cell fate commitment; multicellular organism development. Gene Ontology annotation, cellular component: nucleus.
CCUUUUUUUCCUCCUCUCUAAGGCCUAAAUGAUAUAUCCUAUUGUCUUUAACUCUCUCUUUCUCUGGAUUUCUCUCUCCAUCUAUAUAUAUGGGCCAUACAGAGUUUACUGUUGUGAUACAAUUUAAUUUAUAGCCAGAAGAACAUGUCGAGCUGCGUCGAUGCUGUGCCUGAGCAACUCUGCUACAUCCCUUGCAACUUUUGCAAUAUUGUUCUUGCGGUGAGUGUUCCAUGCAGUAGCUUGUUUGACAUCGUGACCGUCCGAUGUGGUCACUGCACUAAUCUAUGGUCAGUGAACAUGGCCGCUGCCUUUCAGUCACUUUCAUGGCAAGAUGUUCAGGCACCAAGCUACAGCUUGCCAGAUUACAGAAUUGAAUUGGGAUCUUCAUCAAAGCAUAAUAACAAGAUCUCAAUGCGAUCCCCAGCUUCUCAUGCCUCUGAAGAAAGGGUUGUUAAUCGACCUCCCGAGAAGAGGCAGCGAAUACCUUCUGCAUAUAACCAGUUCAUAAAAGAGGAGAUUCAGAGGAUCAAAGCAAAUAAUCCAGACAUCAGCCAUAGAGAAGCAUUCAGUACUGCUGCCAAAAAUUGGGCACAUUACCCUCACAUUCAUUUUGGGUUGAUGCUGGAGACCAACAAUCAAGCUCAGCUGGAUGAUGCCUCUGAGAAGCACCUAAAGUCAAGGGCUGCACUGUACAACAAAUGAUGGAUUUGAUUUUUCAAGAUAAUUUCAUGGAAUUAAGAAGUCCAUGCUCUUUGACGAAGUAAAGAAAUUGUUGACUUCAAUCUUAAUAUGUUUCAACGACAUGAUGAAUAUCUCUCUUUAUAUAUAUAUAUAUUUAUAUCUUUCAUCUUCAAUGUAUUUGUCACAAGCUGUAUCAGCUGAUGCUAUUUUACUUGACUUGAACUAAGCCUACUUCCUUAGUUUGUCAUCUUCUAUGUGAAAUUAUGAAUCCUCAAGUUUCCAAGUGAAAGAUAAGGCUAAAAUAAAAUUUCAAUGUACUAUUUUUAUCUA